CGUGACUGGGCGGGCAGCAGCGAGGACACCUAAAUUUUGGUGUAAAAUAAAAGCUGCGUGCGUUUGAUUUCAAAGUUGUUUGCUUUAUGUAGAAAGGAUAUGGAUGCUUUUGCUGUUAAUAAUUUAGAUGUCUGCACAGACGAGGAGGCGGUGACGAAUAAGCCGGAGUAUCAACAUCUUGUUAAGGCUGCUCCCUUUAUUAUUGUGCACAAACCCUCCUGCAUCAUGCUCAGCCUCAGCUUGUUCAAGCCAGAAGCGCCACGAGUGGAUAUGCGCUUGAUCAGCCAACCGCGCGGUCAGCAGGGGGAUGACGGAUGUUACCGGCCAACAAAAUACGGUUUUUACUUUCCUGUCGAUUAUUUGCCUGAAUUUUUAAAUGCCGUGCGUCAAUUAUUGCACCAUGUCAAACAGUGGAAAGCCGCUACUCCAUACCUACAAGCAACACCAACAGCUCGUCGUUAUUCCGCUGCCGCAAAACCUCCACAACCACUACCCGUGCCGGCUGCACGCAAUCGCACAGCCAGAAACAACCAAUCGCGAAAAAGAAAAAACACUACUGAAUCGCAGCGCUUACCCACGAAAAAACUUCGAGGCGCGCCGCAAGUAAAGAGUACGAAAAAUGUUGUGCAGUGUGCUAGUGAUGAUGAGAGUGACCCUGACCUUUUCGAUGAAGAAAUUGACGAUGCUGAUGAAGAUUUGAAUAAUAGUGAAGUAGCUGCGUUUUCUUCUGCGGAUAUCUAA
Messenger RNA from Paramacrobiotus metropolitanus, 741 nucleotides. RefSeq lists its product as uncharacterized. The record is from RefSeq and is a predicted model, not a curated record. The transcript has 2 exons. Bases 100 to 741 code for a protein of 213 amino acids. Lineage: Eukaryota; Metazoa; Tardigrada; Eutardigrada; Parachela; Macrobiotidae.